UAACAAUGGGGUUGACUUCCUUUCAGAGCCAGCCUCAAGUGGCCACUCGAUGAACUGCAGUUUUUGCAUGGGCUUCAUUUUUCAGCACGGCUUGUUGUCUUGCAGAGGACACUGCUGUUUGUAUGUGUGGUAAUAAUGGAUACGAGCUAACUGCCUAGCGGUAAUGCGCUGGUAAUUGCCGGAGAAACGCGGCCAGAUUGUCGAAUAUAUCACCAAGUAUCAAUCCAUAUACUGGGCUCCACGUUUAUUCCUGUUUUGUGUCUCUAGCGGUUUGUAGACAGCUAUGGGUGGGCUGGGAAAUGGGCGUCGUGGAGGAAGAUCUCCCCCUCUAAUGAUUGCCGCUCUAAUUGCCUGUAUUCUGGUUCUGGGCUUCAACUACUGGGUGUCAAGCUCCCGCAACCUGGAGCUACAGACUAAGAUGUAUGAGUUGGAGGGCCAGGUGCGACGUGGAGCAGCAGAGCGAGGAGUAGUGGAGCUGAAGAAGAAUGAGUUCCAGGAGGAGAUCCUGAGACAGAAGGAGCAGAUCAGCCACAUAGAAAGCCUCUACAAGAGACAACUCGAAGGAUCUCAGAACACCUGCAGCCAAGAGAAGGGGACACUGCAGCAAAACAUUUCCUCCAGUACCAAAACCAUACAGGAACUCAAAGGUCAUUUAAAUCAGCUAAAUGAUGACCUGGGGAAGCUUCAGAAGGAGCUGCAGAGUUGCCAAGGCAACAUCAAAACCCUUAACAACAAACUCACUUAUGACAUGACCCAUUGUCACUCCCAGGUCCUUUCCCAGAAGGAGUUGUGUGAUGAGAGAGUGGCCGCUGCUAAACUGGAAGUUCAGAAGAAAAUGGAGAAGCUCAUCUCUCCUUCAGGUGUCUCCUCACAGCAGGAAAAUGCAGUGGAUGGAGCAGCAAAAGAGGACGGACCAGUCAUGACUGGGGUUGAUGCAGUUAAAACAGCAACUGUUGUAAGCCACACACCAAGCCUCUCUCAGCCCAAAGGAAAUUUUCCACCUGAACUACUGACCAAUGAGAUCAUCGUGGACAAAGGUCCUCAUACCCCAGUGGACCUGUCUCCAGAGAAGGAUCUCUCCAAAGUAGAGUCCCAGGCUGUUCCCUCAGCUGCUGCAGUUAAGCAGGACACUUUGCUACCACCAGAGGGAGCUGUCAAUACACAGGAGGGUGAGGCAGAGACCAGCGAACCUUUGAAGAAUAACCUGACUGAGGAUAAAGAUGUGGAGGUGAUGGAUGCUCAUGAAGAGGGCACUCAGACAGAAGGGGCAGACCUUGGGAUGGAAGGCAUGCUGAUUGGCCGGGUGACGGAAGAUGAGACUCCUCUUGGUCAGAAACGUGAGGAGCCGGAAGAAUAUGACGCAGACGAGCAAGUCGUGGGUGGAUUCGAUUUGGCGAAACAGCAGCAGAGUAAACUGGCUGAAAAUAUAGACAAGGACAUGGAGGAGGAGCUGGCUGACUAUAAUGGAGAUGAUGAGAACGAAGGCGAGUUUGAAGCAGACAAACAAGCUGAGCUUGCUCAAAUCUGAGGACUCUAGUCGGAGAAGGAGCCUGCACACGACCUAAGGAAGCAGCGCCCCUUAUACACCUCUGCACAACAAUGCUAUACAGGUUAAUGAAGCCCUCCGAACAGUGAAUACAAAUCAAACCCAGAUGGAAAUCUCUCUAAAGGUGCUGACAAACCAAGGAUAUCGUCUGUGGCCCUAGUUUUUGCGGUAUGCCACACACCGUCGCUACUCUGCGACCCUCGUCUGCUUUUUUUUUCAGACAAGGGUUGGAAUCUAUCUGAUUGGCUAUUCAGCUUAAGCAAAUCAGUGCACGAGAAUCAAAAAAGUAGUGAGGAAAGCAAGCAAAUGACUGUCGAGAGGGCACGCACAGAAGGUCUUUAUCUCAUCUGAGCAAUCCAACACAUGAUGGGGCUUUCAAAACUGGCCAAAAUUUAUGUUCAAAUGUUCCUUAUAGAAAAACAACAUUGUUUUGAACUAUUGGAAUAUCUAUUUUUGCACAUUAUGUCCAUAAUAAUAAUAAUGUCCUAUACUGUAAAACAUAGACCGUAGACCUCUCUUCCUCUCUCUCUGCACCGUGGUGCUAGACUGAGAACUGCGUUCCCUAGCAAGCAAGCUAGCUAACUACCCAGCUGACCGGCCGGCCACAAAGUUUGUAAAAUGUAACAUCUUAAUGUUUCAUUCACACACUCUUGUCACAGCGUAGGAAAGCACAUUGCUAUCGUCAGAUGAGUGACAACUUUGUUCAGCUCAUUUUCAGUAACCUGUGUAGCGUGAAGGCGUGUUGGGUGGAAUUAGCAAGCGGGCUGAUCAGUCCCUCCACUUCCCCACUGCGGGGAGACUUUGUUGCAGAGGGAACGGAAGACAGCCCGGGAGAUGGACAAGUUAGUUAACCAUCUGCCGGUGUCUGCUGUCAUUCCAGAGGUGAGUAAAGCAGAGGCUCUGUGCUGCCGCUGGCUGAUUUUGGCAAAUUUGGCUGUUUUGCUAUAUGUAUCAUAGCAAGGGUUUUUAUAUCCGGUUCCCCUUCCUGAAUGAUGAGUAGGUUACCGGUACCUGCUGGCAUGAAGAGUUAUAUCCUCUCACGCAGGUGCAGAACAUAAGUGCUAGUUGACCGUUGACUGUAGUCUUUGCGGUGUGUUCAAGUGUAACUUUUUGGCCAAGACGCAACGCGAGAAAACGUGAGGCGACGCCAGAGUCGGCCUUCGUCGCCACUAGUUCUUUGCCAUCUGCUUGGUGUGUCAGCACCUUUUUUAGAAAGACUUGUUACGUUUUCUGUAUUUAGAGUAAAAAUAUUUACGACUUCAUGUUCAACUCCCAAUAAUUCUGAAAGCGCCACAGAAAAAAAUAUAUGCUGAAAUAUGCAAAUGUAAGCCCAACAUGGUUUCUGAUCACAUGCAUUUAACUGUACACAUAAAACACCCAAGGAAGCUUUCAUGGUGGUGACUGUGCUUACAUUCAUUUCCGUAUAUUUAGUCUCAAGACUUGAAACCAGCUUGAAAGAUUUAACAUCUCAACAGCCCUGGAAAGCAGUGGAUUUUGAUGACGUGAUUAGAUGUGUUGUUUAUGUUCACUCCAUGACGACUGUAACUUAAAUGAUGAAACAUAAGUGAUAAUUUGUAGACCCUUAUAGGGUUAUGAGGUGUGAAAUGCUGUAGUAAGUGUUAAUGGUCUAAGUGAUCCUGAUGACAGAACUGUGCAGCACAGGUUCAACAGCAUCUUAAACAACGCCUUAAGUUCCUCCUGUACACAGUCUCUCAUAGAAAGGAUGCUGACUUUGAGUCAAUGUCCAGGACAUUUCACUUUUGCAUUUUCUCUACAUAAUGUCUGUCAGUGAACGCAAAAAAGAGGCUUUUCAUGACUGAAUCAAAUUAAAUAAAUGUGCUGAGAUUCUUGCUGCUAAAUCCAAUUGUGCCAUUUGGAUGCUGUACCCAGUCAAACAGGAAAAUGAAAACAUUGGCUUCUUUUGAUUCCCGUGUAGCCAAAAGUGCUGUAAACAAGUAUGGUUGACUUAAUGACAUGGCACAAAACAAACAAACUUUGUCAGGUAUUUAACAUACAUUAUAUUAGCUGUAACUGGACAUUUUUCAUCAAUGAGCAUUUCUACGUCACUUUGUUGAAUUGCGUUUGCAUUUUAGUGGCAGCGGGGCUUUCAUUCUCAGCUAUAUUUCAGACCAAAAAGUGUCACAAGGUUGAAUCUGUACUGUUCUCAACAUUUAGGAUCAGUAAGACAGAAAAUAUUUUAAAACGCCAGGAAAGUUAGUAGUGGUAUUAGUAGAUCAACAGUCUUACUUUAUUUGCCUUAUUGAUUCUAUGUACACCAGUUUUCCCCCUACGCUCUGUUGUUGACACAGUGGAGGUUGGAUGUAGAGCCGGGUACAUGUGUACUGAUUCUGGACCUUUUACUUUGUGGAUACUGCCUCUGGUCUGCUGAAGUGAUGGAUUGUAUAAUUUGCGGAGAGGACAUAGACUUGAAACCGGAACGCUGUGUUGUGCUGGGCUCCCGCAAUCUAGCAGAUGUGAAGUACUCAGUUGUGCUAAAAUGUAUUCGUCCAUUCAACUUAAAGCUGCACUAGACUGGAAAACGCAAACUAAUAUUAGAUACAGAAAUAACAAAAUGUUGGUCAAAUUUUGUGGCGGGAUCUUUUGUUGCCUUGUGUUUUAUACAGGACAGAUGAAUUUAAUUUAUUUUCCAGGUACUUUAUUUAUAAGUAAUAACUUUGACUAAAUACCCACAGUUACUCAUUAUGUUGCAGUUUUAUUGCCAUAAUUUCCAUAAUGCUUUUAACAACAGUCAAUUCCUGAAUCAUAUUUUCAAUUCGUCAACCCCACUGCCUCAUGCCUGAAGCUGCUCAAUUGCUUACAUGUCCAUCAUCACAAUUGGUGUGUGUGUGUGUAUAUAUAUAUAUAUAUAUAUA
Perca flavescens (yellow perch) is the source of this 4419-nucleotide messenger RNA. RefSeq names its product golgi membrane protein 1 (gene golm1). The transcript is spliced from 11 exons. Lineage: Eukaryota; Metazoa; Chordata; Actinopteri; Perciformes; Percidae. The record is from RefSeq and is a predicted model, not a curated record. Gene Ontology annotation, cellular component: Golgi apparatus. Bases 284 to 1528 code for a protein of 414 amino acids.